ACGAAGGAUCAUAGCGCUUAUCAUUAGACCAGGAUAACAACUUCACCGAAGUUCACAACUCAAAAAUAUCCUACCAGUUUUAAUUAUUACUGGAAGCAAGAAGUCGAAGCUUUUUAUAUGCUGGCUAGCCCCGAACCAAUCCCUGGUUCAACAAGUGCCGCUCUCCUUACCAGGUUUGGCCGACUAUUAUGUUACCUGCUGGCUAUCUUAUACAACUUUAGCCCACCUCAACCAAGUCCGCGAGCGAGAGCCGAGGCGCUGCCGGAAAGACGGUCUAUGAGGAUCGUGAUGAAAGAGUCAGCUGCGCCAUCCACAUACCUACUCUCCCCUCCUUGCGAGCUUACCUCUAGCCUAGACUUCGCCUUCUCAGCCGCCUACCUCUCCCAAAACCGUGCCGUCCGCAUCAGCCGGGCCAUCGCCUCCCAGAUCCUCACCGCCAAGCCGGGCACCAUGUACCGCUGGGCGGCCGACCCGGAAAGCUGCGCCUGUUGCGAUGAGGCCCCAUGGGGUGUUUAGGGUUAGGCCGGGGGCGGAGUGCGCGGUGGUGAAUAGGCUGUAUGUGGACGCUGUGGACGCUGUGGUGCAUGUUGCGGUGUUGUCGGAGGACUUGUGUGGGUAGGGGGUAGGGGUAGGGGG
Molecule: messenger RNA, 636 nt
Organism: Hypoxylon fragiforme
Lineage: Eukaryota; Fungi; Ascomycota; Sordariomycetes; Xylariales; Hypoxylaceae
Exons: 5
Coding region: 118-516 (132 amino acids)
Source: RefSeq, a predicted model, not a curated record